AUGGUUCCUUUGGGUUGGAUUGGUGGUGUUGUUGGUUUGAUUCUUGCUACUGCAAUAUCUCUUUAUGCAAAUGCUCUUAUUGCUAUGCUUCAUGAAUUCGGCGGAACUAGACAUAUUCGAUACCGCGAUCUUGCUGGAUUUGUAUAUGGUAGAAAAAUAUAUUCCCUCACUUGGACUCUGCAGUAUGUCAAUCUUUUCAUGAUAAAUACUGGCUACAUCAUUUUAGCAGGUUCGGCUUUGAAGGCUGUUUAUGUCCUAUUUAGGGAUGAUGAUCAGAUGAAGCUUCCACAUUUUAUUGCCAUAGCUGGACUUGUGUGUGCAAUGUUUGCCAUUUGUAUUCCCCAUCUUUCGGCUCUUGGAAUUUGGCUCGGAUUUUCAACGGUCUUAAGCCUCGCAUACAUUGUCAUAGCGCUUGCACUGUCACUAAAAGAUGGAAUAAAAUCACCAGCUCGAGAUUAUAGUAUUCCAGGGACAUCAACAAGUAAAAUAUUUACAACAAUUGGAGCGUCUGCAAAUCUUGUGUUCGCAUAUAACACAGGAAUGCUUCCUGAGAUACAGGCGACGAUCAGGCAACCGGUUGUCAAAAACAUGAUGAAAGCCCUAUACUUUCAGUUUACCGUUGGAGUUCUGCCAUUAUAUUUGGUUACGUUUGCAGGUUACUGGGCUUAUGGAUCUUCAACAGAAACCUAUUUGUUGAAUAGUGUCAAUGGUCCAAUCUGGGUGAAGGCUUUGGCCAACAUUGCAGCCUUUUUUCAAUCAGUCAUUGCAUUGCAUAUAUUUGCAAGUCCAAUGUAUGAAUAUUUGGAUACCAAACAUGGAAUCAAAGGGAGUGCUCUGGCUUUUAAGAAUUUGUCAUUUCGAGUUUUGGUUAGAGGAGGAUACAUGACUUUGAACACAUUUGUAUCAGCUCUUUUGCCAUUCCUUGGAGAUUUCAUGAGCCUCACAGGAGCUAUAAGCACAUUUCCUCUUACAUUUAUCCUUGCACACCAUAUGUACCUAGUGGCAAAUAAGAACAAACUAAAAUCUACUCAAAAGCUAUGGCAUUGGCUCAACAUUUGGUUUUUUGCUGUCAUGUCUCUUGCAGCAACUAUUGCAGCACUGCGGCUUAUUGCUCUCGACUCAAAAACUUAUCAUGUUUUUGCUGAUUUAUGA
This is a messenger RNA of Lathyrus sativus (Indian pea), 1152 nucleotides long. Lineage: Eukaryota; Viridiplantae; Streptophyta; Magnoliopsida; Fabales; Fabaceae. The record is from the annotation of a GenBank genome assembly.